AACCCCGGCGGGGAGACUCGGCCCCGAAAGCGGCGGCAGUUGGAGGUGGCUGCUGCAGCCGAUGUGGCCUCAUGGAUGAACUGGUACAUGACUUAGCCUCAGCCUUGGAGCAGACAUCUGAGCAGACUAAGCUUGGUGAACUGUGGGAGGAGAUGGCCCUGAGCCCCCGGCAGCAGAGGCGUCAGCUUCGAAAACGGAGAGGCCGGAAGCGCCGUUCAGACUUCAGUCACCUGGCAGAGCAUACCUGCUGCUACAGCGAGGCCUCUGAGUCGAGUCUGGAUGAGGCCCUUAAGGACUGCCGAGAAAUGGCCCCCGUCACCAAUUUUAGUGACUCUGAUGACACAAUGGUUGCCAAACGGCACCCAGCUCUCAACGCCAUUGUUAAGAGUAAGCAACAUUCUUGGCAUGAGUCUGACUCCUUUACUGAAAAUGCACCUUGUCGACCGCUCAGGCGGCGGCGGAAGGUGAAGCGAGUGACAUCAGAGGUGGCUGCCAGCCUUCAGCAGAAGCUCAAGGUGUCCGAUUGGAGCUAUGAGAGAGGCUGCAGGUUCAAGUCUGCUAAGAAGCAGCGUCUGUCACGCUGGAAGGAGAAUACUCCCUGGAGCUCAUCAGGGCACGGGUUGUGUGAAUCAGCAGAAAAUAGAACUUUCCUGAACAAAACGGGGAGGAAAGAAAGGAUGGAGUGUGAAGCAGAUGAGCAAAAACAGGGCUCUGAUGAGAACAUGUCCGAAUGUGAAACCAGCAGUGUGUGUAGCAGCAGUGACACAGGGCUCUUUACCAACGAUGAAGGACGGCAAGGGGAUGAUGAGCAGAGUGAUUGGUUCUAUGAAGGAGAAUGUGUCCCAGGAUUCACUGUCCCUAAUCUGCUGCCCAAGUGGGCUCCUGAUCAUUGCUCUGAAGUAGAAAGAAUGGAUUCUGGAUUGGAUAAACUUUCUGAUCCCACGUUCCUUUUACCUUCUCGGCCAGCUCAAAGAGGGUACCAUGCUCGCUUGAAUCGUCUGCCUGGAGCUGCAGCUCGAUGCCUCAGAAAGGGGCGAAGAAGGCUUGUUGGGAAGGAGACCAGCAUAAGUACUUUGGGUACUGAGAGGAUAGGCCAUAUCAUCAGUGACCCUCGGCAGAAAGAAAAGAAUAAAGCGUUGGCUUCUGAUUUUCCUCACAUUUCUGCUUGUGCACAUGAGUUUAAUCCCCUCUCCCCUCUUUACUCCCUGGAUGUUCUUGCUGAUGCUUCUCACCGAAGAUGUUCACCAGCCCACUGCUCUGCCAGACAGGCAAGCAUACACUUGGGACCCCCGUGUUCACGUGACAUCAAGAGGAAACGGAAACCUGUGGCCACAGCCUCUCUGUCCAGCCCAAACACAGUUCAUAUGGAUGCAACGGAGCCCACCACACUGGCAUUGCAGGCCCAGAAGUCUGCAAACUCUGAGUGGUUGGUCAGGACCUCUGUCGCGGAGAAAGCCACUGACUCAGCUGCAGCUACAUUUUUUAAAAUGCCACAAGAAAAGAGCCCCGGAUACAGCUAGAGAGCAGUAUUUCAACCGCCGGGAGCCAACUGGGUGUUGUUGAAACAAAUAUUAGACUUUAUGUUAUAUAGUCUUGCAUAUCUUAAUUGACAUUCCCAGUCCUUUCACCGCCAGGACUGACUCCUCUUCAGACAAAGCAGUGGACUCUUUCUCUUAGAAGAUCAUGUUGUGGAAAUCUGUUGUUGUUUUUUUUAAAUUGUAAAGUGUUGGGGCAGCAAUUUUUGUAAAAAAAAAGUCAUCCUAUGCUAUAUUUGUUACAUUGCUAUUGCUGUCCCAGCAGUUACCUGCAGCUCCGUUUACCGAGCUGUUGGUUUUUUGCAGGUAGGUCUUUUUUCUUGAAAAGCUAGUAACUGCUUUUGCGUAUUUUUUGUGUAGAGCUUUUAAUAUCAUUUGAGGAAAUCCCAAAUUUGCCGCCAGUUCCAGACAAAUUUAAACACUGAGUUAAGACCUGUGUGUGGGAUUGUUUGCGGGAGGUAAGACUUGCCUUUGAGCCUGGUCUUGAUAGACUCAGAGUACCAAUGAGAUAAAUCCACCAAGUUCUCAAUUUGGAGCCUCAGAAGAGACACCAGCAGCAUGGGCCUUGGGAACUCCUUUCAUUUUUCUAGGUGGUCUAAUGGGGUCGCCAGCAGCUGCGCUGUACUUUGCCUCUUCUCCAAAGUUCAUAUUCUACCAAAAGAGGACCUACUGUAAUAUAUAUACAGAUUGGUGGAAUGAAGACGGUGGUUUAGGUGUACAGCAAACUUAAAAUAGUCAGUGGGUUGUGUCUUAAUACUUCAUGUUGCAGUGUAAGCCUUUAUGUACUAACCGGGACUUUUAUUGUUAGUAUUAUAGGUCAGUAACCUACAGCAGAAAUUCAUACUCUAUUAUAAUAAUGGCUUCGGGGGCCAUACUUUGGGGAGGAAAAAUGACUUUUUGACAUGCCUUUAUACUUGGCGUGUUUAUGAUGGCUCAGCUGCCUGUAGAGUUAUAUAUACAGCCAUGCCUGAAGUUGGAUGCUAUUUUGUCAAAAUGAGGAAUAAGUGACUGCCUAGAGCUGCUGGAGAAAAGCCACUCUUUCUGAAAAAGUAUUAUCAAGAGUGUCUGUCAUCCAGGGGCCUGGUUGACAGAAGGGCUUUUUUUUGUACGAAUUGAGUGCUUUUACUCUGAAAUGUAUAGAAGCUGUUCUCUAGGUGCCCGCUGCUCUGGUAAUGUGCUAGAGGAACUCCCACUCCUGCGCUUGGUUAUUUUCUCUGCUUAAAUAGGUGCUGAGUAGGACAGAGCCUCUUUUCCCUGAAGCCGAGUUAUCCCUUUUUCUCCCACAGAAUGUAGUGGUGAGCUGCUCUGUUGUGUUCCCUAUUUUCCUUAUCAGUGCUAGUUCCAGAAUUCCCUUGUCAGUGGGUGGGUGUGAGUCUGUUUGGAAAGGGGGACUUGAAGCUAAGUUUACAUGGCAUUUUGUGUGGACUGAGAACAUGUCAAUUGUCCUUAAGAAGGAAUCGGGUGGAGGGAGGGGCAGAUGGAGGUUAUGGGGUGAGGAGUAGUGCUAAAGCCAGCCCACAUCCCUGGGAGCCACCCUGGUUCUCAUGUCGUAGUGCAUGUACUUCCCUUCCCUGUGGGCUGCACCCGGCAAUAUAGAAAAUAUCAUGUCUGUUGAACAUAGAAUGGCACUACUGAAUUGUUUUAGUGAUGAAGGCAGGUUUUGCUGUCUAUGUGCGUUCUUACCUAGUCCCCAUGGUAUCCUGAGGCACACAUUUCUAACGUAAUUUUUUGGAUUUAAGAGAGAAACCCAUGGACAUAAUUUUGUUAUCUUUGCAUAAAGCUCUGUGGCUCAUGCAGAGAUUGGUCCUGUCUGUGUUCAUGGCUUGUUAAGACCUCUGCAGUUUAGGUAGCAUCUUUUCUUCAAGACAUGUUGUCUAAUAGUUCUCCUUUCUACCUGUGAUGAAAAACAAUUUAUAUAUACAACUUUAUUUACAUUUUAAACAUCUCUAUGAUAUAAAGAUAGGUGACUGGAGCCACUUACAGAGACAAGAACAGUCACAGAGUGUAGUGACUUGCCCAAAAUCACAUAAUCAAGCCAAGACUGAAAUCCCAGACUUGCACUUUCUCUGCCCUGGGUUAUAAUCUUGUUUUUCAUUGAUAGACCUGAGUCACUCUGAGACCCAUAUUUUUGAAACAGUAUGCCGUGAAUGUUUAUCAUCUUUCUUGGGCAUGCUUUUCUACAUGUUGUGAAUACUUUCAACAGGGAUCACCCCAAAAUGCCAUAUCUACCUGUAAUAAGUGGGGAACAAAAUUAAUUACCUAAGAGAAUAGCCGUUAAGCACACAAAUACUUUCUAACACAAGGUUGUAAACCAUGCUUGUCAUUUUAAGCUGCUGCGUGAGCAUGCUUACAGAAUUAUUAAUCAACUUAUUCUGCUGGUUUUUUGUAUGAAUUAAUUCCAGAGGAAUAACCUUAGAAUCAAGUGUAAUUUGAAUCUUAAAUUUUAAAUUUCCUUUUUAUACAGCAAAGUGUGUAAUGUCAUAAAUUAAGAAAAAUCUGUUGCCUUUCAACAAAAGAUGUAAUUUCAAAAUCAGGUUUUGUAAUCUAUUCAGAAAACUCGGGUAGUAUGACUUCCUUUGAGGAUAAUCAUUGAGCUUCACAUGUAUUUGUUCUGCACAAAAAUAAUAACUGAAGCUGAGUUCCACAAUUCUUACUUAUUUCAGGGUUCUGAUUUAUCCCAGCUGGCCACACAGUCUUCCUGUCUGAAUCCUAAUCUUGUGUAUUUUCCACAAUGGAUGGAAGUCAAACCAUCAUCUACUUGCAUGAGCAUCAUUCGUAAAAGUUAGUUUUGCUUAUGAGCUUAAGGGAAUUUGAGAUUACUUUUUAGAUGCAGUAUUUUAAAGGGAGCUCUUCAUUUGCAUCAGAACUCUUGUUUUGCUUUUUGGUAAGAACUGUUCGGAAUAGGAAGUUAGUAGCUCUUUACAUAAUGCCAAAUUUGGGAGACAGAGAGUAUGAUCUUUAUGGAAUGGGUGUGCUUGACAAAUAGGCCACAUUUAGUCUUGAAUUCUUUAGAAAUAAAAUGCAAUUGAAAAUUUCAUGAGACAUUUUUUUGCUGGGCUAUGAAACAGGCUGCAAACAAGGCCCUUUUGGCAACAAAAAUGACCAUAAGCUGAAAUAAAGCUUCUUAAUCUCUGAUGCUUGUAGCAUCCUUUGCUAAGUAAAGCUCAACACCUAGGACAGGCAAUUAAACUAUUUAUGAAUCCCAAAUAGAUGAAUCUGAUAUGUCUUUGCAUUUUGGAAUCAAAAACACAAUCUAGACCACAGCAUGGCAAGUUCUCAUGCUGCGACGUAAAGGAGCGGAGUUAUCACAAAGGUCACUUAGAGCUGAACAAGUUGUCAAGUGUUGUGAGAGAGCAGCGAGGCUGCCGCUGUCAUUGCUGAUGUGAUGGGUUCUCCACUUUGGCUCCAGGCGAAGGCUCCUGGUGAUGCAUGAUUCAUUUCAGGUCUUUGCUUUAUUUAGGCUUCAUUACCAUGGUUCAGAGCCACACGCUUUUUGUUUCCUGGGGAGAAAGCUGUAUAAAAAUCUCAGCAUUAGAUGCCGUGUUCAGUGUUUUGUAUGUCUGGUGAACCUUAUCUGGGCUGGGAUGAGAACAGAGUGGUUUUCUCUAGCAGCUGUGGAUGCAGUCUGGUUGGGGCAUGGCUUACAGGAUGUGUCAUGGUUCGUGGGAUGGCGGGAAGGAUGGUAGCAACAGUCUGCUCUUGCUGUCAGCUGCUUCCUUUGUUAAUGUUCGAGCUGCCCAUUUUAUUUGUCAGAAUUUCCUUAUUUCCCUCUCUAGUCAUGACAGUUAGUGGAGUCACUGAUGGUAACAGCAAUCAGGAUGGGUUCCUGCCCCAUCAGAAAAUAGGUACAGAAGGAAAAUGUGAGGCAAUUGGUGGGUUCUGCUAUUAGCAGUAAACGCAAGUGGUCCAGAGAUGCUUUCACCCACAUUAAGAUCACAAAACCGAUGAACAUCAAAUGCCUGGAAACAGCAACAUGAAAAAGAAACAAGGGAAGUGAGUAAUAUAGCUGAAGAGUGCGGAUUAUAAGGUUUAUAACGAGUCCAGCAAAACAAAUAUAUGGCCAAAAGAAGAAAUUUUCCUACCAUUGCAAAUAGACAUAAUCAGUACUUGGUAAAAUUGCCAGAUUAGGGGAAUAAAAAAUUUUCAAGCAUAGUAUUGAAGAAUGGGGCCAAUCCUGAAGAUGUUCACCAAGGAAAGCAGUCUUGGCAAGGUCCAGAAGUGGGAAGGCAAGGGGACGAGAACGGGAGAUGCUUAAAGCAGGGGUGGUAGGGUCCCUAGAAUGACAGCAUCAGUACAUUCUCGCCCCACCAGGCCUGCAGAAUCGGACUCUGAGGGUGGGCCAGCCAUCUUUCACAAGCCCUCCAGGGGACUCGGGUGCACGCUGAUGUUUGAAAACCACAGGCUUUGCCACAGUUAAAAAGUUUUAAUAUACUGAUAUCCCCCUAAGCUCUGAGGUGCUCUUAUAUUUCCCUCCGUAAGUGUAGAGAUGUUUCGUAUAUGAUUCUUUGCAGAAACUUAUUGUCUUUGUUUCCCUACUUUUUCCCUCAACCUCUUGAAAGAUCCCCUGAAAAUAUUGAGAAAAAUGAUGUGGAGAAAAAUGCCAUUGUGGCCAUAUUUAGAUGGAUGGAAACAACUUUUUAAAAGUGGAUUAAAAUAUAACAAUGAA
This is a messenger RNA of Diceros bicornis minor, 6201 nucleotides long. RefSeq names its product G-patch domain containing 2 like (gene GPATCH2L). The transcript has 10 exons. NCBI's taxonomy places the organism in Eukaryota, Metazoa, Chordata, Mammalia, Perissodactyla, Rhinocerotidae. Bases 72 to 1520 code for a protein of 482 amino acids. The record is from RefSeq and is a predicted model, not a curated record.